ACCUGCCAACGAGGAUGACGAAUUAUGUUCAGCCACGAGACGAGCUCCUCACCCACCCCCCCCCUACCUUAUGGCCAUGCAUUUACUGGACAAUUCAAAACUAGGACGAGAACCAAAAUCAUGUAUGACCAUGGUCGUCAAGAGGUCCUUUAGACGGUCGUUCCGUUGUCGUAGCCGAAUUUCAGCACACUAAAGUCCGCCCUUAGGUUAUUUCGCGAUUCAAGUACUGAGGCCAAUAUGACGCCUAAAGCAGGCAUCACCUGGAACAGGCAAAAGGAUUGCCUGCGGCCGCUCUGGGUCAACAUCCAAGCCCGAGUCGUCGACGACAUUGGAAUUUUUACGGCAACUCAAUUGUUCUGGAACCACACCAAAGACAACAUCGCCCAGGCUGCUUAUACCUUUCCGCUACCAAAUGGAUGCUCUGUCACUGAUUUCUCCUGCCAAUUUGGCAAGAGAAACUCAAACAAACUGCUCGUUGCCAAGGUUCGGCCCCGAGCGGAAGCAAGAGCCAACUUCGACAGAGCCAAGACAACAGCAGCGCUUGGAGAACUCAACACAUCGGAGAUCUUCACCUCUUCUCUGGGCAACAUCCCUGCCAAGGCGAGGCUUAGGGUGGAAAUAACUUUCACGUGCUUGUUGCAACGCCAGCUACGUGAGGACGACGACGUGACUCUGGUGACGCUGACGAUUCCCACCACCAUCGCCCCGCGGUAUGGCACACCACCUCCAGAAAUGAGGCACGCAAACAUCACCGAGCCCUUGGGAAUAACAAUCGAGGCUAUUGUCAUCUCACGGGAACCGCUGCUUGCAAUACAGGCUCGUUGCAAAGGCCACCAGAUAACCCAAGAGCCAUAUUGGGAAGUCAACAGCGGAGGGCAGUGGAUGGAGACAGGAACGCUGGUGAGAUUGGGGGUCACCGAUUCUCUAGGUGGAGACUUCGUUCUGAACAUGUCGCGGCCCAUCGAGCGCGAGCAGCCAUCUGCAUGGGUCGAGUACCACCCGGAGUGGCCCGAUCAAAGGGCCAUGAUGAUUUCGAUUCCUCCCACUUCCACGACCAAUGUACCAGGCCGCAGCGAGAUUCUCUUCCUCGCUGACAGGUCCGGCUCCAUGGAGAACAAGAUUGGGGCACUGAAGAAGGCCAUGAUGUUUUUCUUAAGGGGUAUUCCCGAGGGCAAGUUGUUCAACAUCUGGUGCUUCGGCUCGAAGUACACUUCCAUGUGGCGUGGUUCGGGGGAGUACAAUGCGCAGAACCUUGCCGCGGCCGAGAAAUAUGUUGCAAACAAGUUCAGAUCUGACAUGGGGGGGACUGAGUUGCUUCCUGCACUGAGAGCCGUGGUCGACGCGCGAGAUGCUACGACUCUGACUGAUGUGAUCGUGCUGACCGACGGAGAGUAUUGGGCUCUCGAUGACACCACCAACUUUGUCCGCGACACCAAGCAAGCAACGAACGGGGGAGUGCGAUUUUUCGCCCUCGGCAUCGGAAAUGAGGUCUCGCACGCCCUUGUCGAGAACAUCGCGCGAGCCGGUGGGGGAUACUCCCAAGUGGUGGAAGCCGCAGGGGGAGGCGACCUGACCAGAAGCUUGGUGACCAUGCUUGACAAAGCUUUGAAGGAUCAUGCGAGCUCUGUGGACAUUUAUUUUGAUGGGGUCGAGAAGAGUCAAGGUUCCGACUUCCUUCAAUCGCCGACGUUGCUCAAAUCUCCGUUCAACACCAUGGAGAUGUCACCAUUUGUCCAUAAUCGCAUUCUUCUGCUCCUCAAUACCAGCGAAUGGAGACAUUCCCUCCCGCAGUGGGUCCAGGUGGUCAGGAACGAUAGCCGCGGCAAACAAGAGAUGAUUGAUGUCAGGGUUCAGGCCCUCUUAAAUCCUGGAACUCUCAUACACAAGCUCGCAGCACGAGCACUCCUAGGUGAUCUCGAGAGGCGCGAAAGUUGGAUUCAGGGACACCUUUUUGCACCUCCCAGAUAUUCCAUCGAGGAAGAAGAUCUGACCAGGGCGGAAGGGGAGGCACUGGGAAUCCAUUACAACAUAGCCUCAAAAUGGACCAGUUUCUUCAUCGAACAAUCUUCCAAUCCUGGUCUGGAUGACCCCUUCCUCCAGGAUUCGACAAACCCACCGAGCAAACAUUCCAAGACACAGCCGAAAGAGGGUGGUUCUCGAAGCAAGCACUCGAAACGCCAAAGCGAACCCCGGGCUGGUGGUGAUAAAGGGAAAUACGCGAACUCGAGGUCUGCGGAAGGACCCACAGAGCUCCCCAACCCCGCUCGACGGCGUUCCGAUGUACCGUAUCCAGAUCCUUCGGGAAAUCCAUUCUUUGACCAGCCACAUACCGCCGGCCCAGGCUUGGAGGAGACAUAUUCAUCACCUUCUAGCCCUGAGAUGUUGGGGAGCAAGCGAGGUGCUGGAUCUAGCAAGGGAGAAGAACCACGCAGAGGUGCUGCCUUCAAGAGCAACGGAAUUCCACAUUUCGAAAAUAGGGAUAUAAAUGCUGACGAAGAGGAUCCCUUCUGGGGCCAAACUCUUUCCCAGUACACUGAAGCGAACGUCAAGUACGGUCAGUUAUCACCUACAGUGUCCAGAACCGCACCUCAAUCCGUCGAAGAGCAACUCCACACCGGAGGGGGUGUGGACGACAACGAUGCAAUGCCAUACGAGGCCCCUAGCACUACGGACGCUAUAUAUGGAAGCCGAUAUCAGGAAACAUCAGAGCACGACAGCUUUGGUCCGUCACAAGAACCUAUGGCUCCGGUCGUAUCCGAUUUAGCCAUCGACGCCCCAAGCUCAAUUCCGGCCUCAAACUUGGCCAUGGUCAGCAUUGAGAAGGUUACCUCUUCGCGUAAGACCCGUGAGACCGACGCUGACGAGUUCGUCAUCUCUUCUUUGAUCCAUCUCCUGACUUCUGAGGGCUGCUUCAAAUUUGCGGACAAGAAGGCCGGGAAGAAGCUGCUCGGCAAGAAAUUUGGCGCCAUUGUCGACGCACUGGGGGAUGUCGACUUCCCGCUUGCCUCCACCAUUGCCGUCGUCGUGUUGUUGCGUCAGGACUAUCGGAAACACCGGAGCUUUUAUCGGCUGGGCCUGGCAAAGGCUGUCCAAUACAUCCAGCAUGCCUUUCCAGAUUGCGGUGUCGAGGACGAAAAUUUCACCGUGGACAACUUCCUCCUAUACCUCGAGGCACCUGGCGAGGAGUGUCUUUACAAUGCUUCCGAUUUGGAUGAUGAGACGGAGGACGAGAGGAAUGACAAAAAUGGAGAGGGACUGCAAAGGGAUCUGGCCCGAAGGCUAAUAGAAUUGGCUCAAUGUCUCACCCCGGGCGAGAGAGUCUGCCGGAAAACCCUCGCAUCUUUAGAUGCUAAGAUAAGCGAGAUGGAAGUGGUUCUGUUCGGCGUUAGCUCCUCGCGGAAGAACGGUAGAGCCCGGCGGACCAACACUGUCAAAGCGCAUGGGACCAAACAAUCCAGAAACCAGACAUUCCAGCCCUCGCCCAAAUCCAACGAAGAGUCAACUGCUGAUAACUCGUCUCAUUACUACGCCCAAGGUGGUGGCAGCGGGGAGCAGGUGGCAACAUAUAACCUGGCGGAAUACCGGUAUGCCACCUUUCCAACCGGACAUGAGGAAACACCAGGGAUCGCGUCUUCGUCUCAGGAUUUCGGAGUUCCGGUUGUUGUGGCUGGACAGCAGGAAGCCGCUGACGGGUACGAAUGGGGAGCGGCGCCGCCUCUUGCGUAUCCACCUGCUGUAACAGAGGAGAGGGACUACCAAGGCGACUCUGGCGAUGGCCCGAGUCAAUACGAAGCUCCGCCCUACUCACAACCAGAGGUCCAAUCACCAACGACGACAUUGGCCCCCGAUACCGAGAAGAUAUGGCACGACGAUCCCCGUCAAGAGAGGGAGCGGCACGACAACGCCACAGAAUAUGCUACACCUGAUACCAAGUCCGACACUAGGCAUGCAAAAUCUAAGAAUGUAGGAAGUCAAUCGAGAGGGGAGCCGUCAAAUACAGCCAAGAGAUCGAAGGGGCGUCGUUGAUUCAUGAUUCCGACGACAACAACGGCUUAUGUUCCAUUGCUGCCAAGACGAAAGCAUCCAGAAAUCCCUGUAAUCCGUUGUGAGGGCGCCAUCUUCCUUGGUCUUAUAGACCCGCCGACACCCCGUUCGACGAUCACUGCGGAAAAGGCGACAGGAUUUUUACUUUACUGCUACUGUGCAAUAGAGAGCGUGCCAACUUUGAAGAUCGGUAGUCCGUCCAUCAGGUUUCCGUAUUACUUUGGCUAGUAUGAGUAGGACUUUUACUGAGUUUUCUCGAAAUAGCGUUCUUAAGGCAUCAACAUUUUGAUUUAAUCCUCAACUAACUUCCCAUUGAC
Messenger RNA from Phialemonium atrogriseum, 4361 nucleotides. RefSeq names its product von Willebrand factor type A domain-containing protein. The transcript has 3 exons. Lineage: Eukaryota; Fungi; Ascomycota; Sordariomycetes; Cephalothecales; Cephalothecaceae. The record is from RefSeq and is a predicted model, not a curated record. The coding region runs from base 238 to 4026 and encodes 1262 amino acids.